AUGGUCAACGCUCGUAGCUUCCUGCUCGCCGCGGCCGUCACCACCGUCGCCGUCGCCGCGCCGCUCGAGCAGCCUCGCGCCGCCGGCUGCGCGUCCGGGGUGUACAUGAUCGUCGCGCGCGGCUCCGGCGAGCCCGUCGGCCAGGGCAAGCCCGGAAAUGUCGCCGCCCUGGUGGCCCAGCGCGUGCCCGGCUCGGCCAGCGUCGCCGUCGACUACCCGGCGUCCAUCCUGAAGCGCGACGAGGAGCUGGAGGGGCGCAACGUCGAGCCCCGCGUGCUGUACCCGGUGUCCGUCUCGGACGGCAUCACUGACACCAAGAAGAAGGUCCAGGACUACGUCGCCAAGUGCGGCAACGCGAGCAAGAUUGCGCUCAUCGGCUUCAGCCAGGGCGGCAACGUCAUAACCGAUAUGCUCGUCGGCGGCGUCCUCAAGCCCGCGCCGAUCGACGACAAGUACCUCAAGAACAUCAUCGCCGUCACCGUCUUCGGCGACCCGACGUUCGCGCCGAACCAGACGUAUGACCGCGGCUCCAACGCGCACGGCCAGCACGGCGGCCUCUUCUCGCGCAGCGGCAACGCCGGCGAGAUCGCCAAGCUCAACGCCAUGGCCGACAAGCUGGCCAGCUACUGCGACACCGACGACAUCGUCUGCGCGGGCGGCUCGAGCACCGCCGUGCACAGCGCCGAGGUCGACACGCACGCGCAGGACGCGGCCGACUUUAUCGUGGCCCGCGCCAAGAAGUAA
Cordyceps fumosorosea ARSEF 2679 is the source of this 744-nucleotide messenger RNA. Its product is annotated as acetyl xylan esterase. The record is from RefSeq and is a predicted model, not a curated record. Lineage: Eukaryota; Fungi; Ascomycota; Sordariomycetes; Hypocreales; Cordycipitaceae. The coding region runs from base 1 to 744 and encodes 247 amino acids. Gene Ontology annotation, molecular function: hydrolase activity. The transcript is spliced from 2 exons.